Molecule: messenger RNA, 865 nt
Organism: Aspergillus homomorphus CBS 101889
Lineage: Eukaryota; Fungi; Ascomycota; Eurotiomycetes; Eurotiales; Aspergillaceae
Gene: pin1
Product: peptidylprolyl isomerase ESS1
Exons: 4
Coding region: 121-648 (175 amino acids)
Cellular component (GO): nucleus; cytosol
Molecular function (GO): protein binding; peptidyl-prolyl cis-trans isomerase activity
Source: RefSeq, a predicted model, not a curated record
CACUACUACUUCAAUAAACUAUACACACUAUCGAUCAUCCCCCGCUUUGAUUCCCUCCUCACACCAGAGACUACAGAGAACUAUAUACCCUCCCUUAGAAUUCACAAGAUUUAUUACAUCAUGGAAGAAACCGGGCUGCCAGCUGGAUGGGAGGUUCGCCACUCCAACUCCAAGAACCUGCCUUACUACUUCAACCCGAGCACCAAGGAGUCCCGGUGGGAGCCACCAGCCGACACGGACACGGAGAAACUGAAGCUGUAUAUGGCCAAUCAUCACAGUGGGCCUGCAGGACACGGCGUGGGUCAGGGUGAGGGGAAGAUCCGCUGCAGCCACCUUCUAGUGAAGCAUCGGGAUAGCAGGCGGCCUAGCAGCUGGAGAGAGGCCGAAAUCACUCGGUCGAAAGAGGAGGCGAUCGAGAUCCUCCGCGGCCACGAGGCGCGCAUCCAGUCGGGAGAAGCUACCUUGGGCGACAUCGCCUCGUCAGAGUCGGACUGCAGCAGUGCCCGCAAGCAUGGAGACCUUGGUUUCUUUGGACGGGGUGAGAUGCAGAAGGAGUUCGAGGAUGCAGCCUUUGCGCUGCAACCCGGGCAGGUCAGCGGCAUUGUGCAGACCGCGUCUGGAGUUCACCUUAUCGAACGGGUUCAGUAAAGCCUAGGGUCCUAGCUACUACAAGAGUUGGAGGAAGUCAUAUACCGCGAAUUAUAACACCGGAUGAUCCUUCUCUUGCAUUUAUUUUGAUGGUGCAAUCUGUAUUGCCACAGAGUCAUUAAAGCGAUGUUUGAAUGAAAAACUAUGGCCUUGGAGACUAGAUGCUGAGAUACGAGACCGGGGCAACGAUCUCUGCUACACUGUCUUUCCCAGUAAC